CAAAAAUGCGCCUGCGACAACAAGAAGGACUUCAUGAAUUUCAAGAUCUACCCGGACUGUGUGUCGGAGUCCCUCAUCGUCGCCACGUCGGAAGUCACCGGUGAGGCAUUCAUUGUCACUGUUGAAGCAUUCAUUGUCACCGUUGAAGCAUUUAUUGUCACCGGUGAGGCAUUCAUUGUCACCGUUGAAGCAUUUAUUGUCACCGGUCUGACGCCUCAAAGCAUCCUGGAGACUUUCGGGGAAUACUUCGUCCCGUUCGCCAUCGAGAGGGGGUAUGGAGACAUUUUCCAGACCAUGAGCAGGAGCUUCAAGGACUUCGUCGACAACAUCGAUUACCUCCACUGGUACCUGAUGUCGACCGCGUUCCCCGGCAUCUGCUCCCCCUCCUUCAGCUGCUUCGACGACCCGGACCACCGAGGAGGUCUCAUCCUCAACUAUUACUCCAGGCGGAAAGGGAUGCAUCAUCUCGCCGUCGGUCUGAUCCGAGAGAUCGGGCGGGAACUUUUCCACGUGGAGACCCAAUUCCAGCAGCUCCAGUACAAGGAGGAACCCCUGACGGAGGACUCCAGCCUCCAGUGCGUCAAGUACCGGCUCAUCCAGAUCCACACCGGGAUCCCCGGGAACGCCCUGGACGCGGGGACCGGCUCCAUCUGGGGAGUGGACCUGCCCGGGGCGCUGUCGCCGGUUCCUACAGGGGAGGAUGUCGAGCUGGAGCUGUCUCUGUUGGAGAAUGAUCUCGACUUCCGCAUCUUCGACAAACUUCAUCCAUAUCACAUCAUCUUCGACAAGUCAGUUGAACCCGAAUUCCCUUUUUUUUCGGAAUCCAAUUCAUCCCAGGCCUUCCAAAUUUCCCAGGCCCUCCAUACCUCCCAUGGCCCUCCAUACCUCCCAGGCCCUCCAUACCUCCCAGGCCCUCCAUACCUCCCAGGCCUUCAAUGCGGUUUCUCUCCGGUUGACAGGAAUCUCCAAGUAGUUCGAUGCGGUCCGGGGAUCUUGGACCUGUGCCCCGCCGCGAAAACACCCGGCGUGACCUUGACCUCCUUCCUCACCAUGACCUGGCCCCGGGUCCCCUUCACCUUGAGCAACAUCGAGAGGUUCCUCCGAAUCGUCUUCCAGUUUCAGGUCAGGGCGUCCAAGGAUGCCACCGACGGCACCGUCAUCAAGGGCGAGGUGCUGUGGCUGAACCCAGAGAAGCUGAUCCUCGUGGCCAGCCCCGUCGCGCGGGGCCUGAGCGAGCUCUCCACGCUGAGGAUGAGGCUCAGCGACAUCCCGAGAUACGACUCCACGAGGGAGCUCAUCCUGCUCAAGCAUCAGAGGGCGAUCGAGUUCGAUCUCAUGACGAAACUGGAGGAGACGACCGUGCAGCUGCAGGAGACGGCCGAGGAGCUGGAGGCGGAGAAGGACAAGACGGAGCGGCUGCUCACCUCCAUCAUCCCGGCCAAGGUCGUCAGCCAGCUGAAGGCGGGGCAGAAGGUCCACGAGGACUUCAAGCAAGUAACCAGUCGGGGAUUGGAGGGCUGUCCUCCGUCGUUGAAGCGAUUCCCUCGCCGAGGAACUUCUUGGCGAACUCGACUGGAAUGGGGAAACGCGUCUCGUUUCCUCUUCAACGUUGCCAUGGGAGUCUCGGACUUCGCUCAAGUCUCGGACUUCGCUCGAGUCUCGGACUUCGCUCGAGUCUCGGACUUCGCUCGAGUGCCGAUUCCGUUACUCCUGUUUUCGGACAUCGUGACGUUCACGGAGAUCGCGUCCCUCAGCACGCCGAACGACAUCGUGGACAUGCUCAACGCUCUCUACACCCGAUUCGACAAACUCACCGAAAUGAACCAGGUCUACAAGGUGGAGACAAUCGGCGAUGCAUACAUGGUAGUGGGCGGAGUGCCGGAGGCAGUGCCGGAUCAUGCAGAGAGGGUGGCGAGGCAGGCGUUCGGGAUGAUCCGCGUCUCGAGGGAGGUCCCUUCUCCCGUCACGCAGAAGCCACUUCAGAUCCGAGUGGGGAUUCACACGGGGUCGGUGGUGGCGGGGGUGGUCGGGGAGAAGUGUCCGAGGUAUUGCCUCUUUGGGGAUACGGUCAACACUGCGUCGAGGAUGGAGUCGCACGGGUUGCCGGGGAAGAUUCACAUCAGCCCCGAGACGUACAAAUGCUUGGCGCCGAAGAACUACAAGAUGGUGGAGCGGGGAACCGUCGCCAUCAAGGGAAAGGGAUUCAUGACCACCUACUUCCUCCUCCUCCCGGAGGAGGAGCUGCCUCCCCAGUCGGCCUCGAGGCGGGGCCGGCCUCGUGAAUUGAGAGACGGGAGGGAUGGAGGUGCGGAGACGGCAGGAGAGGGGAAACCGCCGGCCGUGGUUGUGGGUGCCGUGGUUGUGGGUGCCGUACCCAUGACUAGAUUCCGGAUUCGAAGGGGUCUUGCACUCUGCCAGCGUCUGGGUUGGGGGAUCAUGGGGGCCUCCUCCGCGUGGGAGCGGGGCUCGAUGUUCAUUUAG
This is a messenger RNA of Darwinula stevensoni, 2481 nucleotides long. NCBI's taxonomy places the organism in Eukaryota, Metazoa, Arthropoda, Ostracoda, Podocopida, Darwinulidae. The record is from the annotation of a GenBank genome assembly.